This is a messenger RNA of Pisolithus orientalis, 3862 nucleotides long. RefSeq lists its product as uncharacterized. Gene Ontology annotation, biological process: protein phosphorylation. The record is from RefSeq and is a predicted model, not a curated record. Bases 152 to 3757 code for a protein of 1201 amino acids. The transcript has 7 exons. Gene Ontology annotation, molecular function: protein kinase activity; ATP binding. Lineage: Eukaryota; Fungi; Basidiomycota; Agaricomycetes; Boletales; Pisolithaceae.
CGCUAAUUUUACCCGCCCUGCCCGCUUGCAAGUUGCCCGUGCUCACGACAACAACAACGAACGACGACGACGAGAACGAAGAUAAUAAACUGGCACACAGCCAGCGAGAAGGCCCAUCCAUACGCUCCAUAUCUAUCUCUCUGGACAGGCCAUGUGUGUUUCUACCGAGCACAUAUCUGUAAGAGGAAACAACACACGCGACUGCAACAUGUCCCCGAUAUCCCCCAGCAGCUGCCGUGCAGUUGUUUAUCACACACCCACCCCUCCCCGUCUAUCUACUGCUACUAGCUCUGCUGAUCCAUCCUCCUCACCCAUGUUGACUUCCUCACUUCCCCCACUCUUCAAAGCAUCCCACGACAACGACAACAUCUUCCUUCAAUCGCCUUUCAGGUCUCCUCACCCAGCACAUACUCUAUACCCACAUCAUCGUACUCAUAAACAACCAUCCCUGCCCAUCGGCGUAGAUGACGACGACGAGGGCAGCAUAUUUCUUUCCUCGUCAUCCGCAGCUCCCUCUCCGUUCUUCCCCGCUCCGUCCUCUCACUCUCUUCGCACACCCGUCAGAGACGCCCCUGCCAUCUCUCGUUCCAUCCUCAAGACAAGGGCUCUCAACGCCCAACCUGCUGCAUCCACAUCGCAACCCUCUGCCCUCCGAGCCGGUCUUGGUACGAAACGGAAAUCCUCAGGCCAGCUUGGAGGGUUCUCGACUCCUCCACGGCAACCUGUCUCAACACCGUUGUCCAUAUCUGCAGCAAAGGCUGAUCCCGCAUCCGGCAUUGCCUUCCAUCGCCUCGCCCCGCUCGCCGCUCCCCGUUUCGGUAUCCGCACGCCGCAGUCCAAAGCAGAGACGGAUGCUUACGUCAAGAACCAGGCAGAGACGAUGAAACGUCUCCGCAUCCGGGACAUGGACAACUCAGACGAAGACUGGGGCGUCAUCGAAUCCGGUGACUCGGACUCCGGGUGUGACGAUCCAGGUACACGGAAAAAUCUGUUUUCAAACAGACUUCGGACACUGGCACAGAGAACAAAAUCCCAGUCGACGAGCCCUAAAAAGCAGCUGCUCGUCGACGCAGUCCCUCAAAAAGGCAACGCAAGGGACGAGGUGACUGAGGCAAUAUCGCCCGGUGGCCACAUCAUCAAGCGUCGUGCCCGCUCACGACCUGUGUCGCAAGAACUCUUAGAGAGUGUGCACCACUCUUCGUCUCCGCCCACUUCAGCUCAGCCUGUCAAGUUGCGCUCUACUCCACCCAAGCCACCACCCGUUGCCUUUCCUUCCGUCGGGAGAAACAGACUCUCCACUGCUAUUUCUCCAACAUGCGGCUCUCCACGGGCACGGCGACGUGUCACUGGAAGCAGUGGACCAAGCUCCCUCCAUAAACCAAGGGCUUCGGACACGCUAACCUCACGUGUCCCCGCCAGUCGACUGACGAGUGGCAGUUCAGCUUCCCUUUUUUUUGGUCCUUCUAUUCCCCAGACCAAGACUCGCACGCGUACGAGUACGACCGCAACAAAUUCAGCCAGCGCAGCUGCCGACGCACGACUCCGAGUACAGCACGUCCAGCCCUCUAUGUCCAACAGACACAGCUAUGCUGGUCCAGGAAGUACAACAAUGACUCCCCUUCCCUGGAAGCUGCGAUCCACUCGUCAUGAUCCUUCUCCCGAAUCUUCGCCAUUACCGCUUCCGAAAAGUCCCCCUCGUGCUGUGGAAGACGACGAUGACGAUAUGUUCUUCGAGCCAUGCGGACCCCCAGAAUCCUCUUUCGUCUUUAGCGUCACAGAGGACACGCCUUCACCUAGGUCUAAAAAGGGUAGGGAGAUGCUUCCAUCGAAGUACAAACCGCGUGACUCGGGCGUCGCAUUGAGUGACGACGAGGGCUUGUCUCAUUCUGGAAACGCCUUUCUUUCUGCAAUGCCCCGUCCUUCAACGUCUGCUUCUUCACUUUACUCAGACGCUGGCGACGACCUCAUCACUCCUAUCAUGCCGAAUUCCAGUUCAGGUUGGCCAAAUGCGGUCGUCAUUGGUGGGCUCGAGGACAACGAUCACAACUACGAUGGUCUCGAUGUGGAUGCUUUCAUUAUGCGAACUCUUGCUGCUGGUCACAAGCCAUCCACUGAGGAACCAAAGCGCCCCCCAGGAACCCCCGUCAAGAAGGCAAAAACCAGUUAUUUUGGGGGUAAUCGACCGUGGCAGAGCGCCGUAGCCAACAAGGUCGGUUUCAACUUUGAAUUUGAGACAGACCCAAGCGGCCACUCGACUAGAGGUGGUGGCGGUUGUAAGUCAAAGAACAAGCCCAGGAAGAGUCUCCCGGCUGCGUUUCCGCAUCUCGGUGACAGUGGUCUUGUAGGGAUAGAAGGCAAGGUGGUGCUGAACGUAUCGGAUUCAGAGGACGACGAAGACAAUAAUAGCCCGAGUUCGCGGAAGGAACACCAGUACGGCGGUCUUGGGUUGGGUCGACCGCCUGCGGCUGACCAGGGCCCUUUUGGCGCUGUCUCGCGGACACGAUGGCUCAUGCGGAGAAGUAGUAGUGGGGCAUUCUCGAGCGGUAGUGAGACAUCUGUCGGCACGCCCACACGACGUACUAAGGACUGGCCACUGCCUCCGCGGCCUACUCUGCAAGGUCACCUUCCAGUUCCAUCAGGCAAGAUUGAGUCGAGACCGUCGUCGAAUAGCGCUUCAACUUCCCCGACGCAUUCGCGAUGCAGGACACAGUCACUCGCGAAGCGAGUCGUGUCGCCACUUGUUAAGACUGCCGACGAUAGUGUGGGGACGGGCAAGACGGGUCGUUUUGAGUGGGAUUUUGUGGAGCUGGAUGAGAUCGGCAGUGGUGAAUUUGGCAAGGUCAUGAAGGUUCGUGCCAAGAACGGACCUGAGAACCAGGUAUGGGCGGUUAAGAAAUCUAAGCCAUUUGAGGGGCCACGACACCGGUUGCGAUUACGUGAAGAAGUGGAUAUCUUGCAGCAUCUCUCACAGGCAGCGGCGACUGACCCUCAGAGUUACGCUAACGUGUUGGCGUAUAUUGAUAGCUGGGAAGAGGAUGACAUCCUGUUUAUACAGACAGAACUAUGCGAGCUGGGAAAUUUUGCUCGCUUCCUGUGGGAGUACGGAAGGGCAUUUCAGCGUCUGGACGAGGCCAGAGUGUGGAAGAUAUUUGCGGAUCUAAGCAAUGGUCUUCGUUUUAUUCACAACGCGGGUGUAAUUCAUCUUGAUAUCAAGCCAGCCAAUGUUUUUCUGACAGGGGAGGGACGGUUCAAGAUUGGAGAUUUUGGGAUGGCAUCGUUAUGGCCACGACGGACAGGGGGAAGCCCCUUGGGAGUUGGCGUUGGGGGAUUUGAAAGGGAAGGAGAUAAAGUGUAUUUGGCACGGGAGGUGUUGCAGGGGACAUAUGGCAAAGCUGCUGAUAUAUUCAGCUUUGGGAUGAUGAUGCUCGAGACGGCGACAAACAUUGUCGUGCCUGAUCAGGGCGAAGGGUGGCAUCGACUUCGACAAGAAGAUUUCAGUCAGGUUGACCUGAGCGGUUUGAGUGCGGAGUUGAUAGGGUUGAUCAAGAGCAUGAUGCGAAUGGAUCCCGGGAAGCGAGUAGACGUGGAGAUGGUGUACGAUCAUCCCGUUGUUGCGCGGGCGCGGACGGCGAUGGCACGAGGACACGCAGAGGCGCUGGCGAGGGGGGAGUCGACCUUUGUUGCCUCACCCUUGGCUGGUGCCAGGGAAGGUUUCUUGGAGGAGAUCUUGCUGGGCGAGGCGAUGGACAUGUCAUAAAUUGUUCUUUGCUUUUCUUUUCUUUUUUCUUUUUUCUGUUUUUCUGUAGGGAUUUUUGCUUGGUAUAUUUUUAAAUGAUUAUUUUUUUGGAUAGGCUGUCCGCGG